Messenger RNA from Aethina tumida (small hive beetle), 2544 nucleotides. It is a transcript of the gene Ctl2, whose product is annotated as choline transporter-like 2. The coding region runs from base 462 to 2453 and encodes 663 amino acids. The transcript is spliced from 15 exons. Gene Ontology annotation, biological process: transmembrane transport. Gene Ontology annotation, molecular function: transmembrane transporter activity. Gene Ontology annotation, cellular component: membrane. NCBI's taxonomy places the organism in Eukaryota, Metazoa, Arthropoda, Insecta, Coleoptera, Nitidulidae. The record is from RefSeq and is a predicted model, not a curated record.
CAACCAUAAAUAACACUUUCAGAACUGUAACAACAGAAAUAUUUAAUAUUAGAAAGUUUCCUAAUUUAGAAAAAUUAAUCAAAAGAAAAGAACGACUUUCGUUUGUUUAGAAUCGCCUCCAACAAACGCUCAGUAAGUAAGAAUGAAGUGAAAUUAAUUAAUUGGGACGUCCCACUUAUUUCUAGCAAGCCGGCCAGUCGUCAUGGUUUAGAGGAAGCUAAUAAAACCAUUGUGUACAAAUCCAAUGCGACAACACAAAAACACUGUGUCGAAAUCGGAAGAGUGAAUGUUGUACUCUUAUUUCCUGAAGAUUGAAUACCUGUGUAACUACCUGUUGCUGUUCGCAUAUUAUCCAGUUUUGUUGUGAAACGUGCUUGCAAGUAAGACAAACGAUGGACGUAGUGAGUGUAUGAGCGUACCUAGUGGAAAUGACAUUUAUAGAAACGUGAACGGGAAAAGCCAUGGCGAAAUCAACAGCUGUAGAAGAUCUCGGACCGCCGUUAAAAUUUGACCCCCAAUUCAACGGACCCUUAAAAAACAGGUCGUGUACAGAUAUAAUAUGUCUACUUCUCUUCCUUGUGUUCAUCGUAGUCUGGAUUGGAUUGGGUGUAAUAGGCAUAAGCAAAGGAGAUCCACAAUUGCUACUAGCACCGAAGGACAGCAACGGGCGAAGAUGUGGCAUGGACGAGGGUGUUACAGAUAAACCUUAUUUGUUUUUCUUUGACCUCACUGCUUGCUUGGUACCAAGUAUACCACCUAAGUGCCAAACACCACAGAUAUGUGUAUCGAAAUGUCCGAACGAUAAUUACGUUAAAAAUAAUUAUGGUAAACUCGAUCCGGAAUAUAUUUAUAAUUCCAUGGAACCAAAUUGGUAUAUGAAGAGUCAUCCAGUUUUAAACCGCUGCCUUUAUAAUGUUGCUGACAGGAAAGCGUUUAAAAUUGGAGGAAAACAUUAUGACGAUGAUGAAAUAGCUGUGUUUAAAAAACAAUUAGCCUCUACUGAAAUGUGGGCUACAAUGGCUGUUCAAAACGGCAUAUCAGUAAUCACGAACGACACUAAGAUUAUACAGUUUGGUCAAGUUGUCGUUAAAGACAUAAUUUAUUCCUGGUGGAAGAUACUGAUUGGAGCUGGUGGAGCAGUUCUAGUAUGUUUGUUGUAUGUUUUCAUGUUAAGAUUCAUAGCUGGAAUAAUGGUUUGGAUAUCCAUAUUUGGAAUAGUGGCAUUGACUUCUGCAGGAGUGUAUUUUACACAAAAAAUGUAUAGAGAAGCAUUGGAAAAAUCAACAGGAAAUGAAGGAAUCAUAACCGAAAAGCACUUGUGGCUACUUGGCCUAAUAGUUUUAUCAGUUGUUUUAGUUAUUAUUUUAUUGGUUAUUAUUUUCUUACGAAAAAGAAUUGUUCUUGCGAUUGCUCUUAUUAAGGAAAGCAGCAAGGCUGUAAGUUCAGUAACUUCAAUAUUCAUUUUCCCUUUGAUUCCGUGGAUUCUACAAGCAGGAGUAUUUGCUUACGCGUUAAUUGUAGGAUUGUACUUAGCUACAACUGGCAAUCCAAUUUAUAAAUAUAAAGAUAUGGGUUCCACUAAAUGUCCACACAUUGGACAACCAUGUGCGCCAAAUACAACAACUUCAAUGGAAUGCUCUUGCGAUUUUGUUGGGACGGAAACUACGUCAUAUUAUACAUAUAUGCAAGUUUUUAAUCUAUUCGGUUUCUUUUGGUUAAUCUUCUCCGCAUCUGCGUUUGGUCAAAUGGUUUUGGCCGGAGUGUUUUCUCAAUGGUACUGGACAUUUAAAAAACGCAAUCUGCCAUUCUUUGCAGUAUCAUCGGCAACCUAUAGAACCUUACGAUAUCAUGUUGGUACUUUAGCAUUUGGAUCCCUUAUUAUUGCCAUUUGUCGUAUGAUUAGGGUGUUCUUGGAAUACCUCGAUCACAAAUUGAAAAAAUACGAUAAUGCAUUAACAAGAGCCAUUCUCUGUUGCUUGAAAUGUUUCUUUUGGUGUCUUGAAAAGUUUUUGAAGUUCAUUAAUAAAAACGCGUACAUUAUGUGCGCAAUUCAUGGAAAGAACUUUUGUACCAGCGCUAAGGAUGCCUUUGGUCUAUUGAUGAGGAAUAUUUUAAGAGUUUUUGUAUUGGAUAAGGUGACCGAUUUUCUCUUUUUCCUCAGCAAACUGUUAAUAACUUUAGGAGUAGGAUCUGUAGCAUAUGUAUUCUUUGCAACUGAUCUCACAGGAAUAGAUAAUUCCAAUAUAACAUAUGGUCUGGUACCUGUUAUUGUGAUAAUGAUAAUUACUUACCUUAUAACUAUCGUCUUCUUCAAUGUAUACAGUAUGGCUGUUGAUACUUUAUUCCUUUGCUUCUUGGAGGAUUGUGAACGAAAUGAUGGAAGUCCUGAAAAACCCUACUUCAUGUCAAAGUCUUUAAUGAAUGUCUUGGGUAAAAAGAAUAAGCAUCAGUAACACUGUCUGAAAGGAACCAUAUUAGUGAUAUUUUACCAAAAAACAUUUUUUAAUUAUUUUAAAUACAUUAACAUUAUUUUAAUUAUAAUAU